This is a messenger RNA of Patella vulgata (common limpet), 4738 nucleotides long. RefSeq names its product zinc finger protein ztf-6. NCBI's taxonomy places the organism in Eukaryota, Metazoa, Mollusca, Gastropoda, Patellidae. Gene Ontology annotation, biological process: regulation of transcription by RNA polymerase II. The transcript has 5 exons. Gene Ontology annotation, cellular component: nucleus. Gene Ontology annotation, molecular function: DNA-binding transcription factor activity; RNA polymerase II cis-regulatory region sequence-specific DNA binding. Bases 105 to 1736 code for a protein of 543 amino acids. The record is from RefSeq and is a predicted model, not a curated record.
CUCGGCCAUGUUUAGUACAUUGUGUCUGUAAUGGUUGUGGUCGUAAAUUUUCUGAAAUAUUUGAGCUGUUGCAGUUAUCACUGAGGAAUGUUGAUGAUAGCAGAAUGGACCUCAAUGAGAAAUCAGCUAACCAGUUUAUUUCUGCCCUGGUGAAGAAUUUACAAGCUGUGUGCCACGGCCAUGUUGAUUUUGAUAAAAAUGUGAAAGUUGUGGGCCAUUUGUAUUUAACUGUUGACAGUAACUCAGAAUUUAAUUAUAUCGUUAAUGAAAAAGUGUCCAAAAGUGAUGAAUCUUCAACAACAUUUAUCAGUAAAAGUUUUUAUGCCACUGAUCCCCAACAAAAAACACUAAAGAAAAAUGUAGAUAGACCUCUUCCUCCUCCCACUCCAAAUGUGUUGGGAAAAACUCGAUAUGAUAUCAGUGUUGACUUAACAGAUGACCAUCCGCAGGGCUCCAUGAGUGGGGGACGAUAUAAUCCACAGAUAUCACCUCAACGAAAUCAGUUUACCAGACCUCAGGGUGGAUAUCCGAUUCAUCAUAGAUCACCUCAGAUGAGGAGGAGGCCAUUUGAUCAGAGAAUGUCACCACAGCAAAUGGCUAAAAUGCCUCGUUUAUCAUCCCCUCAGCGUCAUCCCACCAUAUCACCUUCGACAUCGCCUCGUAGAAUGCCAAUCCCUUUAUCUCAAAGAUUACAAUCAUCACCAAGCAUAAUUUCAACAUCCACAACAAAUACUUUAUCUCCGUCGUCCAUUCCACCUGAAUCAGUUUCCGCCACCCCAGCUCAAUCUCUUCCUGGAGCUGAUAAACCAGAAACAGAAUCCGGAUAUGUGGAAAAGGUUGGAGAAAAAACUGCAGAAAAACCUGACAUUAAAUUUGAAGUGAUAAAAGUAGAAAAUGGUAGUGUUGUAGCUAGUAAUAAAGAUGCAACAAGUGAAGGAGAAGAAAAAGAACUUAGAAUAGAGUCUGUGACUAGUCAUGAUUUAUCAUUUGUGCCUGAAACUGAAAAAGACAAAGAAAGUGAAAGUAAAAAUAGUGAAACUAGUGACUCUGAUAAACCGGCAUCAGAUCCUCCUCCAGAAACUCUUCCGACAGAAAUAACGGAACUAAGUAAAAGUCCUGAUGAACCAGAAGUGAUAGAAAUUGAUAUUGAUUUGACGAAAGUGAAAGAUGAACUUGAAGGAGUUUUAGAAAAUAGUGGUAGUUGUAUGUUUAAUACUGGUACCCAGCAAUAUCAAACACAACAUGGUGCUGUUACAGAUGAUAUUUCUUACACAAGUCAAGGUGAUAAUAGUCUUUCUAGUUUCGGAGGUGAAUCAAAUGAUGAUGAAUUUUUCGCUAGUUUACGUGAACAAAGUUUAGGACUUUAUCCUGUUGGUUUACAUGCUAAUGAAACUGGCAAUAACUCUGCUCAAAAUUUACUUGGUUCUGACAUUCCUAAUUUACCUAGUUCUCAACAUGGUGCUGGCUAUUUACCAGUUGCUGGUACCAGCACCACUUCUGGUCAAAAUAAUCAGCAGGUUACUGCUGGUGCUGGAAGUAAAAAAGGACCAUUUUUCUGUUAUUGGUGUGAUAAGAAAUUUAAUUGGAAAAGUGCUUUAACCCGUCACGCUCGUGGUGCACAUCUUAACUACCGUGUUACUUGUGACAUUUGUAAAAAAACUUUUGUGAGAGCCGAUUAUUUAUCAGAACAUAAGAAAAACAUGCAUCCAUUUCAUAAUACCAGCCCCAAAAAGUGAACAACAUAAAUUUUUUAUUUUAAAUGAUGCAUAUUAGAGAAACUGUAUAUGUAACAUUGACCAUUGAAAUAAGCAUUUACAUACAUACAUUUAACUUUCAUCAAUGCACCUAGCACACCACAUACAAUAAGCUUAUACAUGUAGACAUGGUUAUUUAGUCACUACUAGGAGUAUGUUUGGAAAUGUUAAAAUCCAUGUACAUUGUACACUAAUUAAUUUGUACAAUAUGUGCAAAACAUUGUACACACUAGUUCAAUGAAACAUCUUGUAACUACACAGUAGUUCACAGAUUUCUCCUAAUUGCAUAGAGUAUUAAAGGGCGUAUGGCUCUAUUUUUUUAACCUUGAAAUAGACAAAAAUGGUUCUAAAAGCACACAUUAAUGUAAUAUGAAUGUAUGUGAAGUGAUUAAUAUUCAAUUUUUGAAAAAUUCUAAUCAAUUAUGUUCGGUGAAAUAUGUGAACUGUCAAAUUGAAUGGCAGUUGUUUACACCUGCUUAGUGCUUUCUACACAUUUUUUAAAUUAUUAUUUUGUCGUUUGUGAUUCAGCCUUUAUUAAUUACUUCAACAUUAUGUUGUAGGAUAUGGUUUUUUUGUUUGUUUAUUACAAAAUGGCACUCGAAACCAUAGGGUACAUGACUCAUGUACUGAUUAUAAAAUGUUAGUUGUCUUAAUUAUUGGAUAGUAUUAUCCUAUAGUUUAAUGGCAAGAUAACAACAUCAAUAUUGAUUGAAAUUUAUCAAUAUUGAAUUCUAAUGCAUGUUUUUAAUUUCGAAUAUUAUGGAAAAUAUUGAGUUAGAGACUUAGCUCCUUUAAACUAGAGCACAUUUUUACAGGAGAAUAAUUACUAAUUUAUCUGAAAUAAAUUAAUGCUUCCAUAAGAAUGUGUUAUAGUUUAUGACCCUCACCAUCACAAAAAGUAAAUUGCUGUAUCAAUCAAACUAUGUUCGUUUCUGGUUAGUUAUUUAUAAAAUUUUACAGGAUUUAAAGUGAUAUUUUAAUAUAUGUUAGGUGAUAAAUGUUAUAUGUAUAAUUUUUAAGCUGAUACACAGUUAAUAAGAGUUAACUGGUUAGGGUCAGAUUUUGGGUUUAAAUCUCUGUGACCGAAAGUCAUACAUUCCAAUUUCAUUGGUUAUGCAUAUAGUUUAAAAAAAAUAUUAAUUUAUUUAAAGUACGGAACUGUUGAGAGUUCUUCAGCUUGUAGUUUUUUAUGUAAAGUGUUAUUGUUGUAAAUUGUUGUUUGUUAAGUAAAUUAUUGAAUGUGCAUAUUAUGUUUGUGAAUGAAUUUUAGAUGGUUUUGACGAUUUUUUUUAUUAAAGCCACUAAUUGUCAUUUGAGGGAUUUUGAAUCCUUUGCAUACUACAAGGAGUCGCUGUGGCUAAGUGGGUAAGACGGAGGCUAGCUAGCCUAGAGGUGGCAGGUUCUCUCCUGAGGAUUUUUUGGCGUGCUUUUUUGGUGCAAGACGGAGGACCUGACAGAGAGAGCUGUCUAAUUGUUAGAAUGGAACGGAAAAAAAGAGGUCCCUUGUACACAUUGGCGUGUCUUGAUUAGCCCAGUCGGUGCAGAACAGUAUGAGGUUAAACCCCAUUUCAUUUCAUGCAAACUACAACAUUGUGAACGAUGAAUCCCUUAAAUAAAUCAGUCCAUAAAUGAUUCAGUUUCCUUUUAUAAUUAAAAGAUAUGAAGAAAUUAAAUCUGUCUACUGUUGAUACUGUGGUUUUGUUUUCUUAAUCAAAUGUUAAUCUGAAUAUAUUUAAACAUGAAUUAAGUGUGAAAGUUUACAUAUUGUUCGCAAAAUGCAAAUUAGGACGAUCAGUGGCUUAAAAGUAAAAUAAAAUGUUGUAAAUGAAUUGUUUUAAUCGCAUAUUUAUAAAAUUUUUUUUAACAAAACUGUCUGGUUUGAUUUAUUUAGUUUAUUACCAUUAUUUAAUAAGUUUAAGUGGCUCGGUGUCGGUGAAUAAGGCAUAACUUGCUAGAUACGUGUUCCCGGGCUCGAUGUGUUGGCUGAGAAAGUACAUCAGGAUUUUCCGACUAGGUUUCACAUUGUUAUGAGAGCAGAACAAAGGGCCUGGGAAGGAACAGUAUCUAGUUGUUCAGAUGAGACAAAAAACCAUGCCAGGCAAAAUUACCCUAAUACUUAUACUAAUAUAUAGCAGACUGUAUGGUGUAAUCCGGUCGGUAUAUAAAACUAAGAUGUUAACCCAUUUCAUUUUCAUACUAUGUCAUACCCAUCAUCAUUAGCCCAGUUGGUAAAGAAAUGUAGGAUGUUAAAGUCAUUCAUUUAAAAUAAGUUUUAGAAGUAUUUAUGAGUGUUUUAUUUGUUUAAGGGAUAGAUUAUACAGGUCUAGAAAUAGUAAUUUUAUAUGUACAGAACAACUUGUCAGACACUAUUUGAUCUAGUACCUAAGAUAGUACCUAAGAUUUUUAACUUUGUACUGGACAUGUAUUAAAGAUACAUUAUGUAAGAUUUAGAUAAAGAGCUAGCCAUUCUUACUAUAAUAGUUCGAAAAUAGAUAAUGUAAAAUGAAUAAUUUGGAAAUUACUUUAUUGCGAUCGAAGAUAUUAGCCUUUGAAGGUUUGACAAAACGUGUGCAAUAAUUUCAACCACCGUACUGGUUGUUCGAAGCUAAGUCUUGCUCCUCCAUUUUUAGCUUAAAUCAAAAUAUGGCUGAACUGUUCUGAUCUAUUUAAUAUCAGAGAAAACUGAUGCCAUCGAGAGUUGAUUAUGGCCUGAAUAAGUUAAUUAAUGUCUAAUUAAUAAUUAAGAUAACAUUUCAGACCUAAAGAAAGACCUGCAAUAGGCAGAUUUAGCUCUUGCACAAUGUAUGUAUUAAUCAAAACCCUGAAAAUAGAGAAAUCUGUGUAGGACAAAAAUGAAGAAUAGUGUCUGACAAAGACUGAAUUUGUGCCUGACAAUGUAUGUGACUGACAGGUGCCUUAUUUCCAGGCUUGACUUACAUAGCUGUAUUAUCCAUUUUGUUAUAAUAUAACGUAAAUUAUUAAAG